Molecule: messenger RNA, 1433 nt
Organism: Saccostrea echinata
Lineage: Eukaryota; Metazoa; Mollusca; Bivalvia; Ostreida; Ostreidae
Exons: 4
Source: RefSeq, a predicted model, not a curated record
GAAUCUGACAGUUAUAUAUUAUGUCCCAUUACUGAUCAGUUUGUGAGAGCAUGUGGAAAUGAACUUAUCUAUACCAAGGAGGACUCAGAUGCUGCAUUUUCGGAUGUUGAGGACUUGGCUGAUGCUGGAAAGCCCUUUCAUCGUUUAGUGAACAAUAAAGUCAAAGUCAAAAGAAUUCGGAAAAUCAAUGGGAGGAGACCAUAUAACAAAAAGCUAUGCUGUUAUUUUUGUGGUAAAGUGUUCAACCACAGGAUUCAGAAGCAUCUAGAAAAUGGGCACAAACAUGAACUUAUGGUUGCUCAGGCCUGUGCCAAAAAUUCAAAGUGUGAAAGAGACAGGUUGUUUGAUAAACUUAAAAAUCUAGGAAAUUUUAAAUACAACAUAGAAGUGCUCAAGGAAGGAAGUGGAGAUUUAAUAGUGUGCAGAAGACCAAGCAAAGAAACCCUGACAUCAUUGGAUUACUUACCAUGCAUUCAUUGUUAUGGAUUUUUCUCUAAAAAGGAACUGUGGAGGCAUACAGGAAAAUGCUCUUUUAAGAACACCAAAUUAAAAGACCAACGAGGCAUCAUCGCAAGAUCCAGGCUUUUACUUGCAGGGGGUAUAGACUUCUGUGCAGAAAAGGAAGAUUUCAGAGUCUGUGUAUCAGAAGAACUGAAAGAAACUGUUUUGUUAAAAAUGCGCCAAGACGAGGUGUACAGUUCUCUUGUUGAUGACCCAUUAAUCAUACAGUUUGGACAAGUGCUAAUAAAGCAGUUGGGACCCAGAAGAACAAACUAUGUUUCACAAAGAAUGAGACAACUGGCCCGAUUAAAAACCAAAAUAAAUGAGUUGUUGAAUAAAGAGAAUGAUCUACAUUGUUAUAUCACUCCAAAGCACUUUGAUACAGUUGUUAAAGCAGUCCAAGACUUGGCUGGUUACCAUCAGAAUGAGCAGAAAAUAUCUGUAUUUUCUACUCCGUCUCUGGCGUUAAAUCUUGGACAUAAUUUAGUGAAGGUUGCAGAAAUCAGAAGAGGCAAUGCCAUAAGAAAAAUGGAUGAAACAAUGAAGAAAGAAUGUGAUGGAUAUUUGGAAAUUCAUAGCUCAGACUGGGCACCUGCAGUAUCAUCUGUAGCUUUAGCUACUCUGCAGACAAAUAAAUUUAAUAAGCCUUUGGCACUCCCUGUAACCAGUGACCUUGUAUUAUUAAAAAACCACCUGGAUGAACAAAUAAGUGAAUUGACAAAAGAUUUGGAAAAGGAAGGAGAAAAUGCUACCCUCUGGAAAAAGUUAGCUGGAGCAGCUAUGACUAGAAUUAUCCUUUUUAACAAACGGCGAAGUAGUGAAGUUUCUAAACUUCUGUGUGCUAGUUAUGAAAACCGUCAAAACUGGGAAGAAACCAUGAAUGAAGAAAUAGCAAGUGGUCUGAAGCCAAUGGAGAAGAUCUUACUGAAGAG